This is a messenger RNA of Tigriopus californicus, 821 nucleotides long. Its product is annotated as oxidized purine nucleoside triphosphate hydrolase-like. The coding region runs from base 152 to 697 and encodes 181 amino acids. Lineage: Eukaryota; Metazoa; Arthropoda; Copepoda; Harpacticoida; Harpacticidae. The record is from RefSeq and is a predicted model, not a curated record. The transcript has 3 exons. Gene Ontology annotation, molecular function: 8-oxo-7,8-dihydroguanosine triphosphate pyrophosphatase activity. Gene Ontology annotation, biological process: DNA protection.
CUCGUUCUGUGAUCUCUAUCAUGAAACACUGAUUACUUGAUGUUACCGAAAAAUAACUGUAAUAAACCGCGUAUGGGCACUGCCAUGGAUAUUUGUCAAGUAAUUUGGAAGCCUAGAUGUCGCUGUUUGGCUGAACUCGAUUGGAUCAACCAUGGAGCCAAGAAUGAGGUCGCAUCUGUAUUCCAUUCUAGCGUUGGUCAUGAACGGAGACUCCCCCAGACCCUCCAAGAAGGUUCUGACCUUGGUGCUAGUUCAAAGGGACCAAGAGCUCCUUUUGGGGUACAAGAAACGCGGAUUCGGACAAGGAAAAACCAAUGGAUUCGGGGGCAAAGUCGAGCAAGGCGAAACCAUCUUAGAGGGAGCGAUUAGGGAGUUGCUAGAGGAAUCGGGAGUCGUGGCCCAACCUGAGGACAUGGACAAGGUUGGUGAAAUUGUGUUUGAAUUCAAAGACGAUCCAGUUCUACUUGAAGUGCACGUGUUCUUAACCAAGGUGUUUUCAGGUGAAGUGGUGGAAACGGAGGAAAUGCGACCCAAAUGGUUCCAAAUUGACAAUCUCCCAUUUGAUCAGAUGUGGGUCGAUGAUGAGCUUUGGUAUCCGAAAGUCUUGGCCGGUCAAAAAAUCAAGGCUUACUUCCUCUUUGAAGGCCAUGAGACCAUUCUGAAGACUGACUUACGAGUGGUGGAAGAUUUCUCCUAAAACGACUGUAUACAUCUCGGUUUUUAUGCUAAAAAUGACGACACUGGGGGAAGUUUUCUUCGACAAAAUUUUCGUAUUUUUGUAUUUGCAUUUCUCGAAUUCAAAAUAGAAAGCACCAUGAUGA